GCGACUGCCUGCACCUUGAAAAAAGGCACAUUUCAGUGCCAAUGUCUCUUUAGUACGGAUUAUUCCUAAGCUUAUUCCUUAUCCUCCCACUACCCUCCCUAACAGUGUAGGUGGAUUAUCCUGACGUAUGUCUGCGUCGCACCCUAUUUACCAGUAUCAGCCACUCCCGCGAGAUGACUGUAUCCGACUUCUUGUUUUACUCCCCGGAUCCUACGAUGAACCAAAGCUGUCUUGCCGGCUCCUCUCUGUCCCGCUCGAGGAAGCACCCUCCUUUGAAGCACUCUCUUAUGUAUGGGGAACGCCAGUAAACACUGCUGUGAUCGACUGUUGCCGUGGAUACUUGCCAAUCCGUGCGAAUCUAGAAACGGCCCUUCGACAACUCCGACAUCGUGCUGAAACGAGAUGGUUAUGGGUUGAUGCUCUCUGCAUCAACCAAGAGGACGAUAGUGAGCGUGGAAACCAGGUUAGAAUGAUGGGGCUUAUUUAUUUCCAGGCUACUCGUGUUGUUAUUUGGCUUGGGUUGGACGAUACUCAGUACGAAGAGGAUGGUGUUUUCGUCCAGGUCCCGGCUUCAGGAGUGUUCGAGACCAUUUCAAAAACUGCACAGAGAAUCUUUGAAGACAUCGAACGUUUUGACGUCAUAAAAUCGAUGCCGGUGGUUACCCUAGAUGACCUUGGACGGUACGACAUCACCAAAUGGAAACACCUUUCUUCAUUUAUCCGGCUCCGCCCAUGGUUCCACCGUGGAUGGGUCAUUCAGGAGAUCGGACUAGCGGGUGAUUCCCUUCUAGUUUGUGGAUCCGUAGAGCUCGGCUUCUGGGACUAUAUUAUUUUCGUUCGCUGGCUCGUGACUCAGGGCCGACUCCUCUGUACCUUCUUUUGCAUCGACGUGAGUCACCAGGAGCUUGCUGCCGAAUACUGGCAGUCAGUUCGUAUGCACCCAGAAUAUUUGGAGCAUCCCAGUGAUUUCCUAUCAGUCCUUGCAGGAGCGAGAGGGGUGCAAUGUACGGAUGAGAGAGACUACGUAUAUGCCUUUCUAGGGCAUCCAUCUGCUUUCCAGACUAAACCUGGAGAUGCUGAUCCAUAUCUGGAUUACAAAGCGAACUAUACCAAGCCCACCAUCGUGCAGCCGAACUACGCCAAGGCAGCUGAAGAGGUAUAUAUGGAAGUUGCUCAGAAGCUCAUCCAUCACAUGGGCAAUCUGGAUGUUCUUUGCUACGUGAACCACACCCAGGAGACAUUCAAUGACAAGUAUCCAACUUGGUUCCCCCGCUGGAAUCUUACCUUUGCUAAAUCAUGUCUGGGGCUUAGCGGGGAUCACUAUUAUUCCGCAUCUAUGGAUUCUGUGCCUACCUUCAGUUUUCAGUCCAGUGGUAGCUUGAACCUAAAAGGACACUACAUCGAUGUCAUCGACUGGGUGAAUCUCAUCCCAGAGGGUUUCGGAGGUGCUUUGUAUUCCUCACUUGUACCUGAUGGUUCACCGCCACCGGUCCAGGACCAGCUAACAUCUCUUUGGAACAUGUGGAAGUACCGAGCUUGGCAAAAAUACAUGUCCCGCACCUCACAGCGCCUUACGCCAGCUUCUUUCGCCCAUCUUCAGGAUAAUCGAAAUCGAUCAGACUUCCUGUACACUCUCACAGCAGGCUUAAUCAACAGGGAGUCUGCAGAAAACAACUCCGAGCAAUUUCACGCAAAUGUCGCUGCUUUUGAAAGGCGCGUGGCAUCGGCCUCCGAGUCCAAAAACACUCUGACACAACCCAGCCACACUAGCGACAUGGCCGGUAAUGCCACAAGAUUCCUAUUCGACCUGGAAAUACAUGCCGAGGGCCGCGUCUUCUUUAGCACAAUGGCUGGUCGCAUUGGCCUCGGGCAUCUUCUAACUAAGGUUGGAGAUGAAUGUUGGAUUAUUGCUGGCGCGGCAACGCCGUUCCUCUUGAGACCUUCCGGGGGUGGAUGUAAAGGGCAGUCAACGGAAGUAGGGUAUAAGAUGAUUGGGGAAGCGUAUCUGCACGGUGUGAUGAGGGGUGAAGCAUUUAAGAAAGAGGACUUGGUAGAUGUUGUAAUUUACUGAAGCAGAGGAAGUGAAUUUCGAAUAAUGUCGCAUUACGCAUAUGUGACCACAGCUGCGAAUCAAAGUUGCCUCUCAGCGUACAAGCCUUUGGUAUGUUGAUAGAUUGAGGUCAUUGAGGGACAAAAAUCUGGCAGGAAUACAACCACAGAAAGAAAGUGAAUGAGAGACGCGGCGAAGCGACAAUGUACCAGGUAUCACAAGUUACAAGGUCUACUCUCUGUAAUAUGCU
Messenger RNA from Lindgomyces ingoldianus, 2300 nucleotides. Its product is annotated as HET-domain-containing protein. The transcript has a single exon. The record is from RefSeq and is a predicted model, not a curated record. The coding region runs from base 128 to 2071 and encodes 647 amino acids. NCBI's taxonomy places the organism in Eukaryota, Fungi, Ascomycota, Dothideomycetes, Pleosporales, Lindgomycetaceae.